This is a messenger RNA of Drosophila bipectinata, 3808 nucleotides long. NCBI's taxonomy places the organism in Eukaryota, Metazoa, Arthropoda, Insecta, Diptera, Drosophilidae. The record is from RefSeq and is a predicted model, not a curated record.
CCCACACGCUGAAACGGUCAUAAACGCUCUUUAAGAUUUUCCGUUCAAAAAAAAGUUCUAGGAAACUGAAAAGUAUUUCAAUAUUUUGAAUAUCACGUCGAGUGGCGGGCGCGUGUGUGUUAUUUUGAGUUAUCGCGAUUUCGGCUAAGUGCAAUUAGUGCCACAAAUUUAGUGCAAUGAAUUGGGAAAUUGUUCAUCAUUAGCUGCAGUCAUUAGCGUAUAAAAAAAACAAUUAAAUUUCAAAUUAAAAGAUUUCAAGUGAAUCAGUGAGAGUUUGAAAGUGCAACACUGAAUUCCAGUUGUGUCCAAGAUUUCCGAACGAAAACUGGACAAUCUGCGGCGGCUCACAGAUUUGGAUUCGUUAAAAAAGUGAAAAAUCAGCGGCUGCGACUCUGGGCUGGACUCCGGGGGGCUGGCUGGACGAAAAGGACGAAAUCCGACUGCAAAUGCAAUAAGCUGCAGGAGCUGCGUACACAAACAAAGCCCUCGACAAAAGCCCCGUCUAAGCCACAAAAACAAUCAACGGGCAACAAUCAGUACAACAAAAAAGGACAAUAACAACAAGAGCAAAAAGCAAAAGCAGCGGUAAGGACAAUAAGGACGUUCGCCGGGAUUUGCCUUCGCCAGGAUUGCGUUCUUGUACUUUGGACACACGUGCGCCGGUGGUGCGCCGGUGCCCAUUCCAUUGCCCUCAUCGACAACCUUGGAAGGUCCUGCGGCCAUCAUGAAGCUGUCAAAGCUGUCCAACCAGACCAACUCGCAGGAUCCGCAGGCGGUCAACUCGCGCAUCUUUGUCGGCAAUCUGAAUACCUUUCAAUGCUCCAAAACGGACGUGGAGCGCAUGUUUCAGAUCUAUGGCCGCCUGGCGGGCAUAUCCAUGCAUAAGGGCUAUGCCUUUGUGCAGUUCACCAACCCGUUCGAUGCCCGCAAUGCCUGCCACGGCGAGGAUGGGAAGACGGUCCUUAGUCAGACCUUAGAUGUCAACAUGGUGGCUGAGCCGAAGGCCCAUCAAAUUGGAAGGAAACGCCAGAAUGUGAGCAAGACCGGAAACGAUUGGGACUAUUUCUACGACAGCUACUGCUCUUCGGCCUUGCUGCGGGGCGGAGGUGGUGGUGGUGGGGCAAACGCAGUUCGAGCCAAAAAGCGAAAGCGUCUAAUGACCAACGGCGGCGGUCUGGCAGUGGCUGUGCAGCAGCAACAACAGCACGGCCAACACCAUCACAGUGCGGCUGCGGUGGCUGCAGCAGCGGCAGCUGCCGUCCACCAGCAGCAGCAGCAGGCGGCCCAGGUGCAGCAGCAACACCAACAGCAACAACAGCAGCAGGUGGCUGCCGUCGCCAUGGCGGCGAUGGCCAAUUUGUUGCCACAACAGCAGCUGCUGCUGCAUCAGCAGAAUCUGCUAUCAGCCACCACGACGGCGGGGUCGGGAUCCCUCCACUGGCCGCAAUACAAACAGGAGCCGCUGGCUGCUGCCCACCACCCACAUCCGCAGCAUCCCCACUCGCAUCCGCAGCAACAGCAGCAGCAACAGUUCGGAUUCCAACUGAAGAGUAACGUGGUGGCUGUCCAGUCAACGACAUCGCCGCAGAAUGCAAAGUCAGCUAUAAUUGCUAAUCAAACGACGCUCGGUGAGCCGUACUACGCUGCUGCUGCUGCUCAUCAGCAACAUCAGCAGCAGCAGCAGCAGCAACAGCAGCAGCAACAACAGCAACAUCAGCAGCAACCGUUGCUACAACCGUUGACUCUGGCAUUGUCGCCACAACAACCGCAGCCUCAUCAGGCGGCGACGCCACUACAAUUGCACAGCCAAUUGAUGCAGCAACAUCAACAGCAUCAGCAGCAGAAUCAGCAGCAACAUCAGCAGCAGCAACAUCAACAGCAGCAGCAGCAGCAACAGGAGCAAUUAACUUCGCAUCAGCACUGGGGACCUUUCAAAGUCUACAGCAAUCCGGACACAUUAAUCUGCGGCAAUUGCCGGGAAUGCUUUGGCGAGCUGUCUGAGUUAUUGGACCACAAGAAAAGUUAUUGCAAACUGAGGUUCACAUGCAAGUGCCAGGAUGUUGCCUUUGCUACAAGUGCAAAAACGCCCCCUUCAAGCGCCAAAUUGCUGUGCGCCGUUUGCAAGGAUGCGUUCGGCAAUCCCUGGGAUUUGAUGGUCCACGCACAAGCCGCGCACAUGGUUAACAUUUACGAGCUGGGCGAUGAGGCGUCCACUAGUAGCAGCAACAACAACAACAACAGCAACACUUGCACCAGUAGCAACAACAACAACAGCAGCAACAAUGGCAUGGCAACUGGCAUCGUGGAGAAUGGACAUGCAACGAUUGUUGCUGAUGAGGCUGCCACAAAUACAAAGCAGAUGCCAGCCUCGUCAACACUUAACAAGGAGCCCAAUAACAAUAACAAUAACAAGAUUAGCAACAACAAUAAUAACACCAACAGCAACAACAACAAUGUGGAAGUCAGCAACAACAAUGGGCACAUGUCGCCAGAGGGAAUUGUGGCAGCAGGAUCGGUGGAAAACGGCGACAUGGAAAGUCUGGACAUAAAGUUCAGUCCUAGUGCCAGUCCCAAGGAUGUGGGUUAUUAUUCUAAAUACUAAGAAGGAAGUAUUAUAUAUUUUGCUUUGCAGGAUCAGCACCGGGAUGAUCUGUCCUUGGAUGGGAGGAUGUCGAGUAGUUCUCAGCAGACGCACCACUCGGAUGAGAUGAAUGUGAAGCUGCUGAAUGGAUCUGUGUCCUCGAGGGGCAGCUCGCCAGGACUGGAGGCGGAUGAGCCGCCAGCCACCAGGGCCUGUAUUAUGCGCACUCUAAGCAUUGAGACUUCAGGACCAACUACUUCAGCCACUGCCAGCUCCUUGAGCCUGAUGACCAAUAGCUUGGGCCUGGCCCUGGCCCCCCAAUAGGUCAAAGCCCCGGAGGGUCCAGUGAGGGUGGCUUGUGGGAUCGGUAUCCGAAACAAGUGCAAUUUCUUCAGUAUUUUUAUAACAGACUAACCUUGGAGGGGAACUAACAGGGAGAUGGGAAAUUGAAUAACGUAAAUUACCACAAACAUAUCAUUUUAAACUAGCUCUAGAUAUGACAUACGAGCUACGAUAUAAAAAUAUAUAUUAAAGCCAUAUUAAAGUCAUGUAAUGUAUUAAUGCAAGUGUGUAAUUUAGUAAUUGCCUUUGGUGUUUCUGUUUUCUGGUUUUUGUGUUGUUGGGUUGAGCGUUUGAAACGAGAAUGUUUAAAAUGAAUAUUUUUGAAUUUGAAAACUGCAUAAGUGAACGUAUAGGUAAAAUUAUGAGAAGCUUAAACUGUCAUCGUCUGUGGAGUAUGGUCUAUGGAACACGGUAAUCGAGCUUUGUAUAUAGUUAAUACCAAAUGGAUACAAAUUACGGAAUUAUAAGAUCAUUGUUAAUGCCCAGGCACUUGUGGUCUGGCAAACGAAUUUUAUAUUUUCUAUAUAAUUUAUGGAAUGAGAAGAAAAUUAUUAAAUCGUAGAUACAGAACAGAAAUAACACCACGAAAAGUGUAUAUCAAAAGUAGUAUAGUGACAACAGGUGUUUCAAAAACAAAUUCGGAUAUACUAGAAUCAUAAUCAAAUAUGCGUAAUAAUUAAUAGCAACUGUACUCUGUAAUAAACUAUAUCAAAAGUAGCAUCGUAUGUAAAUAGGAUAAUCAAUAAACGUAUUAUUAUGUACUUACCAACCAAAUAACUUGUAAACAGUAACAACAUUCAAUUCAAUGUCCUCCAGCUAAAGCGUAUAAAACAAAUAAAUGUAUUAUGCAAAACCAGAAUACCAAAAAUAUACUAUAUAUUAUAU